ACCGCCAACUGCAUGCAUCUACAUAUGGAGAGAACGAGUUACACCAUACUUCAGAUAGCAGUUAUCUUGCUCCUCUUGGUUUUGUCGUGUCUUGGCUUAGAAGACUGUGGUCGGAGACCUCCUCUACCACGAGUGAUUGGAGGUGACGAAGCUAUACCUCACUCUUGGCCAUGGCAAGCCAGGAUCAUCCUCCAGGACGAAAAUGGAACGUGGAAUCACAAGUGUGGUGCGUCCCUGAUUCAUCCAGAAUGGAUCGUCACUGCAGCCCAUUGUUUGGCCUUCCACCCGGAUCCAAGAAUAUACGGCGUCAUUUUAGGAGAUCAUGAUUGGGCGGAAAACGAACCUUCAGAGCAGUGUUUCGAGGUUUCGCAGUUGUACGUAAACAGGUUUUAUCAAACGAUAUCUGGAUAUGGUCACGACAUUGCACUUAUUAAACUGUCAAGACCAGCGAUUCUUAAUAAAGAUGUGAAUCUUGUGUGCCUUCCGAAGCAGAACAACAGAGUUGCUAUUGGCAAGAUGUGUUACUUGACAGGAUGGGGAGUUUCGAAACCUGGAUCUAGCGAAAAAACCCCAAAACUGCAGCAAGCUCGGUUACCAACGGUCAAUUAUUCAACAUGUUGGAUUGGAAAUUCCUUUUUCCAGCCUAUCGACGACGAAACGAUGCUUUGCGCCGGUUUCGGUGAAGGAAAAACCAUUAGUGGAUGUAAUGGUGAUAGUGGUGGACCGUUAGUAUGCGAGGAGGAUGGAAAAUUUGUUCUGAGGGGUGCUGUGAGCUGGGGGAUACCAGGAUGUCCAGGCGGAAGACAUUAUUCGGUUUUCGCCCGCGUCAGUUCUUUCGUGAAAUGGAUCGAAGAUCAUAUAAAAAACAGCGACAUCUAUUAACUUAUUCGGCUCUCAUGUAUCUAAACUUUGUCUUAAGUAUCUGAGCAUCUCAGCUCCGGUAAGAUGAUUUCCCGAAUGUCCAAACUGACUUCAAUGAAAAGAUAGGAACGAUGAAGUAUUUUUCUCAGAGGUGUGGUGCAGCGAGUGCUUGUUCAGCUUUCAGACAACUAUUUAUAGUGUCUCUUGUUCUGAGCAUGUUGUUCGCUUUUAAGAGCCAUUAGUAGGAGUAUUCAGAAGAAGGAGUUUCCAGUAGAAGACUCCCCUGAGUCGUCUUCUUCUUAGUGUCUAAACGUCUUCGUGGAAUUUAGUGGCAUCCCGUACCAGAAUCUUUUAGUUUUCAUUUAUUGUUACUUUUGCAAAUCAGGGGUAGUAUCACUUCCGUACCCUCCCCUCCCUACUUUAGUCACUAUGUAAUGACAUGUAUCGACCUAACUUGAAAAACGGCAACCAGAGCAUCAGGUCACUAAAUAUGAUGUACAUUGAAAACAACUCCUUUUUCACAGAAGCACAUAUUUUAUUCAGUUCACCCACCACUUGUAUCAUUGAUAUAGAGCAGAUCAAUCCUUUCUGGGCAUCACAUGGAAGAAUACCCACCAAGAAGCUGUAACAUGAUAGAAAAAAAGAAAUGAAUUGACAUAAACCAAAGGACUAGUUUAAGUAAUAUAGAAAUCCUUAUCAAC
This is a messenger RNA of Stylophora pistillata, 1562 nucleotides long. Its product is annotated as elastase-1. Gene Ontology annotation, biological process: proteolysis. Gene Ontology annotation, molecular function: serine-type endopeptidase activity. The record is from RefSeq and is a predicted model, not a curated record. NCBI's taxonomy places the organism in Eukaryota, Metazoa, Cnidaria, Anthozoa, Scleractinia, Pocilloporidae.